Molecule: messenger RNA, 1933 nt
Organism: Linum trigynum
Lineage: Eukaryota; Viridiplantae; Streptophyta; Magnoliopsida; Malpighiales; Linaceae
Source: the annotation of a GenBank genome assembly
CUGUUCCGCCCCCCAAAAGCUCUGGCUACAUCCUACAAACCCACCAGCCAUGGCGACUACACCAUCCAAACUCCCCUACCUUUCACUCUUUCUCCUCUUCGUCUUCGCUAAAUCUCAACCAACAUCAGCAAUCGCGCCCAGAUUCCCUUCCUCCAUCCUCCGUCCCCACAACAAUUUGCAUUCCCCUGCUUUCAUUUCAGCAUCUCUGGACGCCAAUCACAAUCCGCAGCAGCUCUACAGAGAGGAAUUCUUCACCCAGGUGCUGGAUCACUUCACUUAUACUCCCCAAAGUUACCAAACUUUCCAGCAGAGGUACCUCGUCAACGACACUUACUGGGGCGGCGCCAAGAACAAAGCUCCCAUCUUCGUCUACACAGGCAACGAAGGCGGCAUCGAAUGGUUCGCUCGCAAUACCGGCUUCAUGUUCGACGUUGCCCCUCACUUCAACGCCCUACUCGUCUUCAUCGAGCAUAGAUUCUACGGGAAAUCAAUGCCCUUUGGUGGAGACGCAAAGAAGGCCUACAAGGACGCCACCACGCUGGGAUACUUAAGCUCUACUCAGGCGCUAGCCGAUUUCGCCACGCUCAUUGUUGACCUGAAGAAGAACCUUUCAGCUGUUGAUUCUCCUGUUGUGGUCUUCGGCGGAUCCUACGGCGGAAUGCUGGCAGCGUGGUUCAGGCUCAAGUAUCCGCAUGUGGCCAUAGGAGCAUUGGCGUCUUCUGCACCAAUCCUCGACUUCGAUGAUCUAACCUCCCCAUACAGCUUCGCCUCCAUAGUCACUCAUGACUUCAGGAGUGAGAGCGAGAGCUGCUACAGGGUGAUUAAGGAAUCAUAUGAUUUGAUUACCCACACGGCAACGCAAUCAGGAGGAGUCGAGAAGCUCCGCAGUUCCUUUCACCUAUGCAAGAAGGAGGAUGUGGACUCCCUGUCGGGUUGGCUGGACACUGCAUGGAUAUACACCGCCAUGACUGAUUAUCCAACACCUUCGAAUUUUCUGCAACCAAUGCCAGCUUAUCCGGUGCGAGAGAUGUGCCGGGCGAUGGAUGAUCCGAAGACCGGCAACGAUUCCUUCGCCAAGCUCUUCGCCGCCGCUAGCGUCUAUUAUAACCACAGCGGAACCGCGCCCGCUUGUUUCGGUUUUGGCGACGAUUAUUAUUCUGAGGAGCUCGGAGCCAACGGAUGGAAUUGGCAGGCAUGCACAGAGAUGGUGAUGCCACAAGGAGCAAGCGACGAGGAAAGCAUGUUCCCAGUCUCAGCCUGGAGCUUUGAUAACAGCUCCUGCGACCCAAUCUACAACAUCUUCCCCCGCGCCCACUGGAUCACCACUCACUUCGGCGGCCAUAAAAUAGAGCAAGUGCUGAGGAGGUUCGGCAGCAACAUCAUCUUCUUCAAUGGCUUAAGAGAUCCUUGGAGCGGCGGAGGGGUGCUGCACAACAUCUCCACCACCAUAGUCGCCAUUGUAGCAGAAAAAGGUGCUCACCAUGUGGAUCUAAGGUCCGCGACGAGGGAAGAUCCAGAAUGGCUUCGAGACGUGAGGAGAUCAGAGAUCCGAAUCAUUGGCAGGUGGCUGGCCCGGUACUAUCAUCACUUGGCUCAUCCUCGGCCCAACCACAAUAAGAGGAGGCCCAGAGUCCAUGUCUAUUAGGUUGUGGAUAAGAUGGAGAAAGUAAACAAAUCCAUCGAAUUGGGUUGGUCAUUAGAGUAGUAAUAUUGGCCAAUGUUCAUCACUACGGGUCACUCUGAUAAGCCCAAACGUAGCCCACAUCCAUUUGUCACGGCAAUUUAAGGAGAAUUGAAGCGGACAACAAAAUAUAAUUUUCAUAUAAUUAUUUACUAGCGCUGGGCUGGUCUCGUUGGCCGAGUAACUUUAGCAUGACCAUAUCAUUUAGUGCUUUCCACAUAAUAUGCAUAAUAAUGAAGUCUGAGCAUGAAA